AUGGAGAGGGCGGAGUCAGAUGGAGAGGGCGGAGUCAGAGGGAGAGGGCGGAGUCAGAGGGAGAGGGUGGAGUCAGAUGGAGAGGGCGGAGUCAGAUGGAGAGGGCGGAGUCAGAGGGAGAGGGCGGAGUCAGAGGGAGAGGGUGGAGUCAGAUGGAGAGGGCGGAGUCAGAGGGAGAGGGUGGAGUCAGAUGGAGAGGGCGGAGUCAGAGGGAGAGGGUGGAGUCAGAGGGAGAGGGUGGAGUCAGAGGGAGAGGGUGGAGUCAGAGGGAGAGGGCGGAGUCAGAGGGAGAGGGCAGAGUCAAGGGAGAGGGCGGAGUCAGAGGGAGAGGGUGGAGUCAGAGGGAGAGGGAGGAGUCAGAUGGAGAGGGCGGAGUCAGAUGGAGAGGGCGGAGUCAGAGGGAGAGGGUGGAGUCAGAGGGAGAGGGCGGAGUCAGAGGGAGAGGGUGGAGUCAGAGGGAGAGGGCUGAGUCAGAGGGAGAGGGCGGAGUCAAAGGGAGAGGGCGGAGUCAGAGGGAGAGGGUGGAGUCAGAGGGAGAGUGCGGAGUCAGAUGGAGAAGGCGGAGUCAGAGGGAGAGGGUGGAGUCAGAGGGAGAGGGCGGAGUCAGAGGGAGAGGGUGGAGUCAGAGGGAGAGGGCGGAGUCAGAGGGAGAGGGCGGAGUCAGAUGGAGAGGGCGGAGUCAGAUGGAGAGUGCGGAGUCAGAUGGAGAGGGCGGAGUCAGAGGGAGAAGGCGGAGUCAGAGGGAGAGGGUGGAGUCAGAGGGAGAGGGCGGAGUCAGAGGGAGAGGGCGGAGUCAGAGGGAGAGGGCGGAGUCAGAUGGAGAGGGUGGAGUCAGAGGGAGAGGGCGGAGUCAGAGGAAGAGGGCGGAGUCAGAGGGAGAGGGCGGAGUCAGAAGGAGAGGGCGGGAGUCAGAUGGAGAAGGCGGAGUCAGAUGGAGAAGGCGGAGUCAGAGGGAGAGGGGGGAGUCAGAGGGAGAGGGCGGAGUCAGAGGGAGAGGGCGGAGUCAGAGGGAGAGGGGGGAGUCAGAGGGAGAGGGGGGACCAGAGCAGUACCAUAGAGCAGUACCAUAGAGCAGUACCAUAG
Knipowitschia caucasica is the source of this 1083-nucleotide messenger RNA. Lineage: Eukaryota; Metazoa; Chordata; Actinopteri; Gobiiformes; Gobiidae. The record is from the annotation of a GenBank genome assembly.